Helobdella robusta is the source of this 1293-nucleotide messenger RNA. RefSeq lists its product as hypothetical. NCBI's taxonomy places the organism in Eukaryota, Metazoa, Annelida, Clitellata, Rhynchobdellida, Glossiphoniidae. The record is from RefSeq and is a predicted model, not a curated record. The transcript has 13 exons. The coding region runs from base 1 to 1293 and encodes 430 amino acids. Gene Ontology annotation, molecular function: protein binding; palmitoyltransferase activity. Gene Ontology annotation, cellular component: Golgi membrane. Gene Ontology annotation, biological process: protein palmitoylation.
AUGUCACAUGUAAAAUCAGGUUGCUCUGGCAUACAUCUCGCGGCUCAGUUUGGCCACACAGCUAUUGUCGCUUUCCUCAUAGCUAAAGGCCAAGAUGUGGAUAUAAGGGAUCAAUAUGGGAUGACCCCUAUCAUGUGGUCCUCAUACAGAGUCAGCAACAUCGACCCAACCCGAUUGUUAUUGACCUUUGGAGCCAACGUUAACCUGAAGGACAACUCAAACGCCAACACAGCCCUGCACUGGGCCUGCAUUGCUGGCAACUAUAUUGCCAUCAUACAUUUGUUAGAGUCAGGGUCAGAUAUAUACAUGGUCAACAAUAAGGGUGAGAAACCUUUGGACAUAUCCAAAAGAUUGAAUGAUAUAAAAAUAAGGGAAAAAUUGGAAAUAAAAGCUGCUGAACUUGGUCUGGAGAGCAGUAUUUCAUUGAAGAUGAAGAUCAAGCACAAUCAAAAAGUUAGAUCAGCAGCGAUCUAUUUGUUACCUGCUUUCUGCUUUAUGCUGAUUGGGCUGACAUUUCAAUGUUCAUAUUCUUGGUGGCUCAAACUCCUCUUCUUCAUAUUGACAUUCUACGUUUGGAAAAUUGUCAAAGAGUUUUUCAUAGGUAACAACCAUCUCCACACGGACAAGUUGAUGCUGUCAUUGUAUCUUGCCACUAAGUUCUGGAUGUACUUCACGUGGAUUUUCUUCUUCUUCACUUAUGUUGACUCUGCACUUCUGCACAUGCUUUUCCUAUUAACAUCAGCAUAUCUCGUCCGCAAUUUCUGGUACGUCUUCAAGACCGACCCUGGUUACAUCAAACAAUCCAUAGAAGAAAAACGUCAGACGAUAUUAGAUCUAUCCGAACGACAGACACUGAACUUCAGUCAGUUCUGCCACACAUGCAUCCUAAGAAAACCACUAAGAUCGAAACACUGUGCAAUAUGUAACAAGUGCGUUGCCAAGUUUGAUCAUCACUGUCCAUGGGUCGGCAACUGCAUCGGAAUGAACAACCACAAAUACUUUGUUGGAUACCUCUUUUUUCUCUUCCUCAUGAUCAACUGGUGCAUUUAUGGCGCAUAUGUCUAUAUGUCGUCAACAUGUUAUUGGGACACAAAAGUGAAUGGACUGAUGUGGACGUUGUACAAUUCCUGCUUCUGUGCGCCGUGGGUGGCCUGGGUUGCAGUCAAUGCUCUUCUCCACUUUCUUUGGGUUGGAAUCCUUCUCGUCUGUCAGCUCUAUCAAGUGGUCGUGCUGGCUGCAACAACAAAUGAAAGAAUCAAUGUUUCCAGCUUGUUUAAAACGUCUUUUGUUUAG